CCAAAGAAGCAUUUGAAAUGAGAAUCUCUCCUAUAAUAAUAGACAACACAAACAUACAAGCAUGGGAGAUGAAGCCGUAUGUUUCUUUGGCUCAGCAGUUCAAAUACAAAGUCAUGUUCCGAGAACCAGACACUUGGUGGAAGUUUAAGCCAAAAGAACUUGAAAGGCGAAACAUUCAUGGUGUAUCUAAAGAAAAGAUCAAAAGAAUGUUGGAACGGUAUGAACGCUGCCUUACUGUUAGUUCCAUACUGGAUUCUUUAGUCCCAGACAAAUCAGAAGCUGCUGGCUGGAGUGAAGAUCCUUAUCAGGAGGAAAGCCAUAGACAGAGAGAGGCACAUUCUGAUGUCAAGGAAGAAAAACCUGUCGUGACAGCUGAAGAUGAUAACACUUUUCCCAGUACUUCUCUAACAUUAGAAAGUAAUCGUGAUCCUGAGCAUUUUCAGAAAGAGGGACAAGAAAUGGAAAAUAACCCAGUGGAACACAGUUCAGCAAACAGCACUGUUCAAGAUGACUUGGAUGUUUAUGUAUCAGAUUGUGUAGAAAAAGAUCUGCCCUCGGACAAGAAAGAAGAAAAGGGAGAAAAAAUAGAAAAAAAUACUGAAACAGAAAUGGAUGAGGCUGAUGUGUCCAUGACUCAAGAGACUGUGUGCUUGCAGACAGGCGGAGUUGAAGAACACAGUGAUAGUAACAUUAUUGAAGUUCAAACUGAAGCUGAACAGUCUGGCAAAAUAUGCACGGAACCAGAAGCAGCACAAAGUAGUAACACAGCAGAACCAAGCAGUUCAGCUUUUGACGGGUCAGGAAAACCAGAGCUACUAAACUUUGUGGGUGACUGGCCUGUAGAACAAACAAUGGGACAGAGAGUCAAAAGACCGAGAAGACUAGAAAAAUCUUCUCUGAAGAGUGAUACGGAAGGUAAAACGCCCAGUCAGCAGCAUCCUGAGUUAGGUAAAGAGGAAGCAGGCCUGCCUGGGACUUCUGCUGUUCAAAAAGGACCCGAGGAAGAAAACCUAGCCUCUGGUUUCUCUGAUAGUUCAGAUAAAGUCACACCGGAAUUGCAAAUGGUAGGACAUUGGCCUGUCUCAGGCUCGUUAGAACAGAGACAGCAAAGGUCAAGGAGAGUGAGAAAGACAAGUCUAAAUCAGCCCGAUGAAGGUGGAAACACUGAAGGUGACAUUAAUAGAAAUGCUCUUGAGACCGUAGAUGUGCUUCGUGGGACACCUGUGAACACUGCAGAGCAACUGGAUACAAAGAGUUUGGAUGUGCACCAACCUGAAACAGGAGCUAGUGAAACAGUCGCUGAGAAAAAAACCCAGCAAAAUAAGAGAGUGAGGAAACAUCACAAAUUAGCCCUCACUUUUACGAGCAACAACUUGCCCCAGCCCAAAGAAGAGGAACACUUGUCUGUGCUUAACACAGCAGAAGAACAUGACACAUGUAGACAAAAAAGUAGCCAUUCACAGACUGAAUCACAAGACUUUGCUCUCCUGCGAAGACUGGAAAAGAAAAUGCUUUUUCCCGAGACUACCAAAAUAUUGCAUGGCAGGCUGGAUGGCUUCAGACCCAAAGACGUAGGUAAUGCCUCAGAUUCCCAGGAAAAAGUACCCUAUCGAGUUACGUAUGAUAAAAGUACGUUUGUGGAAGAAAGUGAACUUAGCAGUAUCGAUGAGUCUGAGAAGUUAAAUAUGCUGUGUAAGCUCUUUGAGUCUGUUUCGUUUGAAGCUGUGAAAGAUCUGUAUGAAAGAUGUAACAAAGACAUCGACUGGGCCACAAGUCUGCUGUUGGACUCCGAUGAGAAGUUACGCAAAGAUGUUGAUACUGAAUGCCCUCAAGUGAGAGGAGCUGAGCCAGUUGUUGCAGACCCUGAUUUCAAGGCAAGUACAGACCCUGAUGAGGCUCUCAAAGGCUGCGAACAGACUCCGCAUAUAGUUGAAGCGGGUGAUAUCGCCGAGCCUUCAGAAGACAAGAGCUCAUCACUUGGCACUGCAAAAGGUACGGCUGCCAAGGCAGCUGUGGCAGAUGCUGAUGUGUCUGACUCGUCGAAUGAUUUGGUGGAAAGUUCUGGAGAUGCAGCCCCUAGAACUGAUGCAAGCAGCUCAGCAGCAGGUAUCAUUGAGCCAUCUGUUUCGGGAGAGCAGAACAUAGACCCUGGGGGUCCUGUUGAAGAAACUGUAAAUAAGCCAUCAGUCUCAGAGCCUGAUGCAGGUUUAUAUAUCCCCGUGGCUUUGUGUGGUGGUCCUGACCCAGCUUCUCCCAGUCUGAAGUUUGAAUUAAAUAACGAAAGUGGCAGUAACACUUCAGAAAGCAGUGCAGAGAACUCCGAUGUGACUGCUGUGUUACUGGAAGUGGAUCAUGCAGCUCCGCUGGGUCCGAAGAGUGAUAAAGAAAUGGAGACACAUAAAGAAACGCGUGGGAAUUCCAGGGAGAUACGUGGUAAAGAAGAAGAGGAAACUCCAAGCUGGGAUGAAACUAAAGCCGACGUACAAAGCGCUGUAUCAGCGUCACGUGCAGCCUUCAAUAUAGAUUGCCUAGAACUAACAUUACCCCCUGAACUGGCACUCCAGUUGAAAGAAAUAUUUGGGCCUGUUGGCAUUGAUGCAGGAUCACUAACUGUUGAGGAUUGUGUGGUUCACAUUGACCUGAAUUUGGCAAGAGUGAUCCAUGAAAAAUGGAAAGAAUCUAUUCUGAAGCGUCAGAGGAGAGAUGAAUCGUGUAAGUUGUCUGCAGAAGGUCCUACUGUGAUUCAGCAGAAAGACACAGAUGACUCAGAAAUGCUGUUAUCUCAGAAUGCAGACAGUAAAGUGCAGAAGACACAAACGAGCUGGGGUUCAAGCUCAUCUAAUGACAUACAGACAAAAAAAACAGCAGCAUCAGAUGUUUUUCCUUUUAUGGAUCACUGGAAUGCUCAGAUUCAGAAAGUUUCUCUCAGGCAAAUAAUUUCAGAAGAAAUAGCUCUGCAGGAGAAAGAGGACCUGAAUCGUGCUCCUUCCAUGGCUAGAAAAGACUGUGCUGCUAAACUAAAGGAAAAGCAACUUUUUGAGAUGUUCCCAACUAUUAAUCAAAAUUUCUUAAUGGAUGUCUUCAAGGACAACAACUACUCUUUAGAUCAGACUGAACAGUUUCUGAACUGUGUUCUGGAGGCAGAUCCUGUAAAAACAGUUAUAGCUCAAGAAAGCGUUCAGCAGAAUGAAACUGUUUCUUCAUACAGUGCUGUAAAGAACCGGGAGAAGAAGGCAAAAAAAAGUAAGGAAGAGGAUGAUCCUUUGAGUGAAAUAUAUCAAGAAUUUGAGUAUCCGCAGUAUGAUGAUCUAAGAGCAGAAGCUUUUUGUCACCAGCAAAAGAGACAGGAAUGUUUGAAAAAGGCUGAGGAGGCUUAUCGCAUGGGUAUGAGGCCUGUGGCAGCAUUUUAUGCACAUCAGGGUCGCCUUCAUGAGCAGAAGAUGAGAGAAGCCAACCACGCUGCUGCUGCGCAAAUCUUUGAGAGGGUAAAUGCUUCCUUGCUGCCUAUGAAUGUGUUGGAUUUGCAUGGUCUCCAUGUGGAGGAAGCUGUGAAUCAGUUGUCCAGAGUGCUGCAGGAAAAAAGUGAAGAGUACCAGCAGACUGGCGGUAAACCGUAUCUCUGCGUUAUCACGGGAAGAGGAAGCCGUAGUCAGGGAGGGGUUGCUCGCAUCAGACCAGCAGCUAUCAGAUACCUCACAAGCCACAACUUCAGGUUCACUGAAACAAAACCAGGCUGCCUGAAAGUCAUGCUGAGUUGA
Messenger RNA from Eurypyga helias (sunbittern), 3758 nucleotides. It is a transcript of the gene N4BP2, whose product is annotated as NEDD4 binding protein 2. Lineage: Eukaryota; Metazoa; Chordata; Aves; Eurypygiformes; Eurypygidae. The record is from RefSeq and is a predicted model, not a curated record.